Homalodisca vitripennis (glassy-winged sharpshooter) is the source of this 11827-nucleotide messenger RNA. RefSeq names its product inactive dipeptidyl peptidase 10. The coding region runs from base 75 to 2618 and encodes 847 amino acids. The transcript has 17 exons. Gene Ontology annotation, molecular function: serine-type peptidase activity; dipeptidyl-peptidase activity. NCBI's taxonomy places the organism in Eukaryota, Metazoa, Arthropoda, Insecta, Hemiptera, Cicadellidae. Gene Ontology annotation, biological process: proteolysis. The record is from RefSeq and is a predicted model, not a curated record.
UGUUCUGGCCGGGCCAUGCCUGUACCCGUGACCCUUGCGACUCUCUUCUCUGCAUCUCUUACACAAGGGGCGCCAUGCACGCUGCUAUAGAACGCAACUCAUGGCGACUGCCCCCGGAGGACAUAGUUCAGGUGGCGGACCCCCGCUCCAAGAAGGCCCAGCCAGGCGCGGAGACGGAUGAGGACCUGGUGUACCCUGGGGCCACAGAGGGCCGGAACUGGUGGAGUGUGGUGUUAUCUCUGAUGGUCAUCUCGCUGGUUAUCGCCGGGAUCCUGACUGCCAUACACACGCUGGGCUACGUGGACGAGCUUCUGUACUGGUCAGGUCGACGCAUGACUCUGGACGAGUAUCUGCAAGGAGAGCUGUGUCCUGCACGUCUUCCUCCGACCUGGGUGUCCCACAGGCACUUCGUGUUCCAGGGGGACGAUGGGGGGCUCAGUGUGUAUGACGCCCGCACCGACCUUGUCACCACCCUCGUCUCCAACCACACCCUCAGGCAGCUGAACGUGAAAUGGUUCCAGUGCUCCAGCGACCUCAAGUACAUCCUGCUUAGACACAACAUUAAGCAGGUCUUUAAGAAUUCUUUCAUCGCCCAUUACACAAUCUACGAUGUGGAUAAGGACCAUCACAUCCCUGUGCGGCUCAGCGACUCGCCCAAGGUGUCCCAGACGUGGCUGCAGGUGGCGCGGUGGUGCGGCAACACCACGAGACUUGUGCUGGUCGCCGACAACGACAUCUACGUCCGCUACUCACCGGUCAGCAACACAGACUUCCGCAUCACAGCCACCGGUCAGCCCAGCCUCCUCUACAAUGGCGUCCCGGACUGGCUGUAUCAAGAGGACGUGCUGACGCCUCCCUAUGAGGCAUUGUGGUGCUCCCCAGACGGCUCCCAUCUACUCUUCACUUCCUUCAACGACUCAGAAGUCCGCACCUUCAGCCACCCAUGGUUCAGCCUCUCCGACGGCGUCCCGGCGGAACCCGGCGUCAGCUUCCCGGCGUCGAGGAGCGUCCGGUACCCAACACCUGGUUCACCCAACCCAAUUGUCAAACUUUGGCUUGCUGACUUGAACAACACCAAACGACCCUACAAGCCAGUCCUACCUCCGGAAGUGUUGGAAGACCAGGACUACUACCUGACGUCUGCAGGGUGGAUAGACGAUGAUAACCAGCAGGUGGCAGCAGUGUGGAUGAACCGCCCCCAAAACCUCACAGUCAUCAGCAGCUGUAGCGCUCCAACGUGGCUCUGCGUAGAGAAGCAUGCAGAGAGAGCCGAGGGUGCCUGGCUGGACGUGCAGCCGCAGCCGGUAUUCUCGCGGGACGGCAACAGUUUCCUGCUGCUAGCCGCCGUGCAAGAGGGCGCCAUCGACACGUUCACUCACAUCAAACACGUGACCUUGACUCAGCAGAGGAUAGCUGUCAUCAGUCACGGUCACUACGAGGUCACCGAGAUACUCGCUUGGGACUCCGUCAACCACCUUGUGUAUUACCUAGGCACCCACGACCAGAAAGUCGGCCAGAGACAUUUGUACGUUGUACAGGAUCCUGACACGGACACCCCCCUCCAUCUGGAGCCUCAGUGCCUCACAUGUGACCUGCAUCAGUACCUAGGUGCCCGAGCCAGAGCCACCUACGUUCAAUGUAACCACUUUAGCGCCUUUGUCAGCCACCUUUCUCCUGACGGGCCGGAUGGGAUGCGCCAUUACGUGCUGCUGUGUGAGGGUCCUGGUCUACCGCUGGCUGGGGUCCACAAUACCACUAACCAUAGGUUGCUCAGGACUCUGUUCAACAAGAACAAGCAGUGCGGGAAGAAGCUCAACGAGCUCGCUCUUCCCCAGAUGCGCACCAUGGAGGUGCCUUUACCUCAGGGCUACAGAGCUCAGGUGCAACUACUGCUGCCUCCCAGUUGGCGGGAAGAGCUUCGGGACGCUGCCUACCCCGUGCUCGUUGAAGUGAAUGGACGACCAGGCAGUCAGUCGGUGUCGGAGAUGUACGAUCUCAGCUGGGGCACUUAUAUGUCCAGCAAGAACGAGGUGGUGUACGUGAAGUUGGACGUACGAGGGUCAAGAGGUCACGGCAGCCGUACACUCUACCGGCGUCUGGGCGGGGUUGAAGUGCAGGAUCAGAUACAUGUUCUCAGGUUCCUGUUACGAGAGUUCAAGUACCUGGAUCCGACCAGAAUAGCUCUGUGGGGUUGGGGAUAUGGAGGCUACGUCGCGACUAUGGUUCUGGGCUCUCAGCAGAAAAUAUUCAAGUGUGGAAUCGCUGUUUCACCAAUAGCAGACUGGCAGUACUACAAUUCUGCAUUCACGGAGAGAAUAAUGGGCUAUCCAAACGAGAACGUGAAGAUGUACGUUGAAGCAGACGCGACACAACGAUCGAAGCACAUCCCGAGCCACAGUCUCUACCUGAUACACGGCCUUGCUGAUAUCACGGUGCCUUAUCAGCAUGGGGUCACGCUGGCCCACGCGCUGGCUAAGGAAGGCAUUAUAUAUAGAUACCAGAGUUACGCAGACGAGGGCCACGAGCUGCUGGGAGUGUUACCGCACGCUUAUGGCUCCAUGGAAGACUACCUGCGCAAGUGCCUUACCCUGGACUCCGAUGAGAAGCAGCAGUUAUAGUUCUGUCACGUGGUUCCGCGUGCCGUAGCUCUCCACCUUUUGCUAAAACUGACAGUAGAGGUUGUAAAUCUACUCUAACACUAUUUUUGUAUCACUUGGAAAAUUGCUAAUUGCAACUUUGCAAAUCAGUUCCUAAAGGCACACAAUUGCAUAGGUGUGAAAAGACAUUCGAGUAAAGUAAGGGUUGUUACUGAAAGGAUUUCACUGGUGAUUUAUUUGCUAUCGAUACGUCAAAGUUUUAUUUCGAUUUUCAAAACUUGUAUCUGGCUGAAUUUGAUGACCUCUAAGAUGUAUUACAAAAUGCAUUUUGUACAGGUUCUUGAAUGAAAUGAAACGUUUCUUUAUUUGAGCCGAGGUAUUAGGGCCUCUUAGCCCUUUCUUACAUUUAACCUAAUAUAUAAAGUAGAACAAAAUAUUCUUUUUUUAAAUAAUAAUAAAACUAAAUAUUUUGCUGUAAACAUUUUCAGUAUGAACAACAAGAAGGACAACUUUAUUGAAGAAUAUAAGCUAACGAAAAAAUAUAAUAAUAAAAAGAGGUAUAUAAACAUAUUUAUAAACACAUAACCAAAAUAAUAAUAUAUACUUGUAUAUAAUGAAUAUUAGAAACGCACUAUCCUCACACACACUGCUCAUGCCAGUGCAACCGCAGCGAAGAGACCUAUACCGACCCCGCCCUAACCAUCCGCCCCAGAUAGUGCUCCCUUAGCGACGCCACGAAUGUACAUAGUUAUUUAAUUUUCCUCUACAAAAUUAGAGCUUGGUAACUAUCUAGUUUAUUUUUGUUAAAGUCAAAUCUUUUAAUGAAAUGCAAGUCGAUAAAAUAAAAAUAUUCAAUCAAAGAUUAUGGUCUGUAAUUUGUGAAUCAAUCUUUCGUAACAUAAAAAUAUAUCAUUGCUCAAUCAAAAGUAAACCUUGUACAUAAGAGCGUAUGUUAUUCGCCUUUUCUUUUUUAUAUACAACAAUACAAUCGAGCGGAGAUUUUAAAAAGUUUUUUACUUGUAUACGUCUAAAAAUAAUACUGCUGUCACUGACAAAACAUACCCUAUUGUAGAUUGUAGACUAUUGUGAUGACAGGAAGCAAAAUCAAGAAAUACCAUAAUUCAUAUCAACUAAAACCUUUGACUUGAUUUUCGUUAUUAAAAAAGUUAGGAAAAAUUAUUUUCACCUUGUGCGUGGUUUAAAAAAAAUGGUAAUAAAGUCUAUUUCGGUAUUACCAACACAAUACAUGUAAUUUCCCCAUUCUUCCCUCCAAAAACACCACUAACGUUCUACACAAACUGUAAAUAUUGUUGAUGAGAGUUUGCCUUCAGUUGAUUUAAUAUCUGACAGUCCAAAAUUUGCUUAUUUCGAUACCCAUUGAUGUUGAUGAGGUAAACCUGGCUAUCUUUUCAAAAUCUUUCACGCUUGUGAAUAAGAUAAUAUUUUAAUGGAAUCUUCAUACAGUUUGUCUCAUAAAUACUGGGAAAAAAUUAGUUUUUCAUUACAUAUUUUACGUACGACUCAUUAGACGAGUAUUUUAAGAUAUUGCAAGGUUUGAACUAACAACCUUAUGAAUUUAACACUUCCGCAAUAAUGUGUUUAGUUAUUUUUAUAACUAUUUUCAAAAAACGUUGAUGUAACAGUCCAUCUAAUCAACAUGCUCCGAAAUCGCCAAAACACAAUAAGUUGACAUGGCAAAUACUUAUUACAGUUCGUUAAUUUUUUUAAGCAGCUGUUGUAUUUAAUAACAAAAUGGAACUAACACCUGAAUUUUGCCACUUUUGAGAAUGUUUUAAUAUUCUGGUAGUAUCGUAAAAGCUUGUUCCUAGCAGUAUAUUUGUUUUAAGUUCAUCAUUAACAAAGGAUGAUUUAAAACGAAAUAAAUAUUAUUUCCGAUUUCGGAUUUUUUCCAACGUUAUAUUUUAAAAUUGAAUAAGACUGCGCUUCGUGAACUGGGAUCUAUUUUCUUCCUCAGGUGUUGAAAUCUAAGAUUAAGCAUCUACAAAAGUGUGAAAAACAUAUAUAAAACAGAUGGCAACGUUACGUCUUAGAUUUAUAUGCCUGAAGAAGAGAACAGAUUUGAGUUUCGAAACGUAGUGGUCUAUUUUUGUAAGUCUAAACUUAUGUUAUCCUGUCAAUAUUUUCUUGAACCAGAUGGAUACAAAAUAAAAAUUAAUCAUAGAUUAAAGAUUCCACAUAACUUUGAACAUACUAAAACACAGUAUUAAUAUCGUAGCCUGUACUUUGUUGGUGUUUUGUUCUCAACUACAAAUAGUACUAAUAUAUAUCAAUGUUCUGGAUUUCUGCAGUUCGAACUCCCUGUAAAACUACAGGAAACUUAAACUGCUCUAUGUGCAAUGUAAUCACUCCUUACAUUCCUUUCCCUUUCUAUCUUGCUGGACUUAAAUAUAUUCUUUGAUAGAGUUGUCUUUCACUCUGGUAAUUUUUGAGAUUUUCGUUACUACUUUUUUUGUGGUGACGAAAAAAAUAAAGGGGGUUAAAUUAAUUUCCAUAUCUCAAUUAAAUAUUUUUGUUAUUUUUAUGAAACAUUCCGAAUAUUAUUAGUUAGUGACCAUUCAAUGCUUCUACUUUUUUAUUCGAUUUAUCUAACCGCCAAUUGAUUAUUUGUUUAAUGGGCACCAAAUUUAUUCCCGAGUUGGCCAAAAUAAACAAAGUUUCAGCGAAAUCUUAUUCACUUUUUGAAUUAAACAACAUCAAAACUUGUGGGUAGAUUUAAUUGUUUUAACGAAAUCUUAUGCACUUUUUGAAUUGAACAACACCAAAACUUCUGGGUGGAUUUAAUUAUUUCUAAAAAUGUUUUAUUAGCAUUAUUGGUCGAAAUUUAACUAGCAUGAUUAUUUAUCCAAAUAUAGUGUUUACGUUGUCAGAUCAUUUCAAUACGUAACAUUCUUGAAACCGUUCAACGGAUAUUUUCAAAGUGAUACAAGAUUUAGUUUAUUAUGUAAUGUUUUUGUUGCUGAAAAAAUUGCGGAUUUUAUCAAAAGGUGGAACCACGAAUACUUCACACCGUGCCAGUGAACUAGUCCAGUUGUUGAUUAUGCCCAAGGGCCCCUCAUUGUUACCCAAUUAGAUUUUAUACAAGCUUUGGUCUUUGUAUUUUAAUACUAACACUAUUCAUUUGUUCUAUGUGGAAGUGUAUUGUUAAUAAAAUAAUCGUGUUUUAUUCAACAAACUCAGAGAUUUUUCAUACAUUUUGUGACUUAAGCCUGAAUGAUGUUUUUAUAUACAGCACGAUUUGUAUUUUGUUCCAUCGUGUACAUGAAUUUAAAAGCAGCUUCAUUAGAAUUUAAACUGUAUAAAGGUCGUUGUAGAUGUAAAAUAAUGAGAAACCACCUGAGCAGAGCUUGCUUGGAGUGUAGGUUAAGUGAGUGGACAGUUCAUUGAAGGAGUGCAAUCAUUAAAUAUGUGAUAAUAGUGAUUUUGUAUGCCAUUUUACAGAUUUAGUUUAUCAAAAUGUCUGUAACACGUAUUACUGUGUGAUUUUACAGGAACUAAUACUGACACAAUUUUGCGAUUUUUAAACAUAACAAGAGUAAUGCAAUUGGUUAGAAUAGAAAAUGUUUUAUGCCUGCCUUUUUGAAAAUUGUAAAAACUUUUGGAUCAAUUCGGAGUUUAAAUUCCAAUUUUAACUCAAUAUUGCUUAUGUUCGUUAAAUUAAACAAAUUUUGUGACAACGGUUUGUAAAAAUGUAUUUUGUUUUAAUACAGUAUUUACUAUAACUAUUACCUUAUUAAGUAUUCAUAUUUUUUUUAUUAUUUUUAAGAAUUUUGAGACCCGAGUAUUAUUAUUUAUAUGGUUGAAUUUGCGCAAGGUAAUCUAUUUUGAAGAACAAAAUCAUUGUAACAUACAUGUAAAACACUUUAUAUUAAGCCUUGUACUAGUUUUAUUUGGUUUCGAUUUGCUAUGUUGUACAAGUAUAGUAAUACUAAUAAACAACAUUUUGGUUAAACUCACAUCUUUUUUAAUUACAUUCAUACGUACCGUUCAAAACACUAACACUUUUACAAAGCUUACGAUCAAAUAAGUUUUUUAUUCAGAAACAAACUGAGUAGAUUCUCGAUUGUAAAAUUUAAAUGAGGCUUACUAAAAACAUUAAUAACCGAAUUGGUUUUAUUGUGAUCUAAUUUUUUUUAGAUUUUUAAGAAAUUAUUUUAUAUUUUAAAAUCUUGAUUAACAAGGAAUAAAUUGUGCUAGAAAUAUAUCAAUAGAAAUUAUGUAACUCAAAUAUUAAAGCCCCAUGCAAACAACUCUCUCCCCUUCAAAUACAAUAUAUCAGUUAUAUUUUAAGAGUACUUCAUGUAUAUCAUACAAUUACAACAAAUUUAAUUGUGCAUUACAAUAAUUAAUCCGUUUUAAAGUUACGUAGUUAAAAUUACUAUUCUUGAAGUACCAUAUCAAGAUUGGGCAAUUCUCAAUGUUUGUGGUCAAAAUGAUUUUACAUUAGUACUGAUAUCGAAUAUUUUAAUAAGCACUAUCACUUGAAUGUUAUAGGAAUUAAAAAUUGCUACAGUAGAAAAAAGUACGAGGUUACGUUGAAACUCGGCAUUAUUUAUUGUCUUCAGGGGUGUAGCCAUAAGAAAGGGGUAGAAGAUACUUCAAAAUUUUAAAUUUACAUUUAUAAUUUAGUCGAUCAAUUUGCGAAAACUAUUUUCAAUUAAAAACUAAAUCCAGGAAUUCUACGGAUACUGAGUACUGACUGGAUAGUACCCAGACUCUUCAAUAGUCAGUGUGUGAAGUAUUUGUAUUGUUAUUAGUAUUGUAUGUACGUAUUGUACACGUUUUCCUACCCUCACGACAUCUGGCUACACUACUGACAGUCAGUAUAUAUCUGGCCAGUUGCUUUUUCCAACCAUUUAGGGUAUUCAUUAUAAUAAGAUAUUUAAAAUGUGUACAAGGUUGUUUAGUAGAAUGUACAUAUUACUUUUUAAGAGCCUAUAACAUGAGGUUAAGUAGUAAAAUUGUAAUACACGCUAUUGUUUUUAGCAAAAUAUUUAAUUAUUUGUAUUCUUGGAUGUUUCGUCCUAGACAAUAUAUAGAUUUUAAAUACAAAACAAUCAUGUUCGAUUGAAUCCGUCAUGGACAAAUCUACUAGAGCACUCUGGCGGCAUAUAGGUGGAGUUACUACCAAGCCAGUAUGGACGACACUAGCGCAGUCUUGGUUCAGCGACGUGAACUAACUCGGCUGAAUCCAAGAAAGUGAGUUUAACUCUACAGUGUCUUCUCUAUUUACGAAAUAUAUAUAUUCUUUAGGGCGUUACUGUCAGUAGUAUGUUAAUUAAUUUUCAAUCAUCAGCUAAUUUUAAAAAGUACUGUGCCUUUUUUCCUUUUGUAAUUGAAUUCUCUGGCUGUAAUACUGUAAAGAAGGGUUUGUUGUGUCGCUAUUGGCUAGCAAAUCGCCAAGCAAAUCCUUUCUGCUACAUAGUUCAUAAGACAAUCAACGAUAGCGAACUGGGCUUCAGCUUCAUAUUAUAUAAUCUCUUAGUGUAUUUUGCCAAAGAGAAUUAUUAGUAACAUGAGUGUAGCGAAUUAUGAAACGUAGAAUGCUGUACAUUAUUAAACCAGUUUAGGUUAUUUAUUGAUAUAACAAAUUACAACUUUUAAAAUAUGUAAUACUUAAAGAAAAUUUUACAAUUCAACUUAGAUUAUUGCAUUUAAUCUAACAACAGCUUGGUUUACAUUGCAACUUUGGGAUAAAGACAAUCAACCACCUUGUUAAUCAUGAUUUAUUUAUUUCUGAAACAGUUGCUAGUAAUAAGUUUUAGAGAAAAACAUCGAUAACAAGAUAUUUAUGUUUAUUUUAUAUGUGUAGUUAUUUUUAGCCAAAACGUUGCUGCUUAAAGAUACCGUUCUUAAACUGAGUUACAGCUGACAACUACUGUUAUAUCUCAGAAAAUUUUACAAAUCGUGUUAAAAAUUUAAAGAACGUUAAUUUUAACAAAGAUUGAACCUUCUCGAGGGGGGAUACGGUUAGAACAAAUUGUUACAUAAAAGGUACUAUAAAAUUGUUUCCAAAAGACUUGUUCCUAAGAUCUGGACAUGGGCCUUAAGUUAACAUUUCCAAAAACAUUUUUCAGAAGAUUAUGAUUUGUAAAAGAAGUCUCCAUCAUGCAUAUCCACUGCAAAAGUUUCAAACUUUAAAUUCUUACUUUUAUACUUAUUGGCUUUUAUGACGUAGUAAACCAAGCUAUAGAAAAGUCUGUUCCCUAUUUUUAAACUCUGACUUUGAUACUCUUUCACUACUAUGCUUUACGUAAUGUUUGAGAUUCUCUCGGCCGAAGGGUUAGCAGAUAGGCUAUGCAGAUGUGAGGGUGGCCUACUGUAGAAUCCAAUCAAACAGCUGUUUGUCCAAGUCAAUUAUGGUUGAGCUUCUUUAGCUUUCCUUACUUUUGGCACAAAAAGCUAUAAAAUGAGCUCUUGUUUUGGAAAUAUACCUGUACCUGGCUCUUCAUUUGUUGUAUCAGUACUAAGAAUUAUGUCCAUCCUUAUUCCUUUUUCUAUCCUGAUUACAUCAGGAAUAAGAUUAUUGGUUAAUAUAGAUAAAUAAAAGUGCGUUAACUUUCCACAUUGUGCAACACUACUGUCUUUCCUCCACCAGAGUGUGUCAGUGUCUAGACAAAUUUCACAUGAAUGUCUUUAAUCAGUGCUGAUCAAAAUUUAAUUUAAUUCUAUCAAAAUGUUCAGACCUUGAUGUCAGCUUACAGUCUUCAUCGAGUGACGAAGUUUGAUUGAGUGUGUUUAGAACUUCCUCAAAUGCUUGAUCAUAAAAUAUGAUGAGAUGAUCGAUUCAAUUUUUAUCUGAGAAUAUCUCAUAAUUCCAUCAAACUUUAUAUCUUCAACAAAAUACUCGUACAGUAUUUUCAUGGACGAUCUUUUAUUCCUUACAAUUACUUUAAUACAUCUUGUGUAACCACCGUCGGAGCCAAGAGCUCUCUUCCCUACUUUUACAUUAAAACUCCCAAAAUGUUAUGAGAAGUUUGACCAUGCUUAGAACUGUUCACAAAAGUGCUUCUGUGCAAAUGCAUUUUUAGACUUUCGAUAUACGAAUAAUCCAACGAUGCCAUCCUUACUCUAAGUUAACAUGACGUGCAAACUUUGCAAUCUUCUUUAUGCUUUUAUUUAAAUCAUUCAGAAGUAUCUCUUUGGUUGAUAAAGGUUCCUCACACAAUAGCAUAUUGGACAAAAUAUGAAACAGAUUGGUAUUUUGAUAAAAUUAGGUACAACUAUUUUGUCAUCACUGCUUCGAUGCAAAUUUAAUAUGUAUGAGGCGUUUCUUCGUGUCUAGAAAUUUUCACCACAAUUAAUAGCCUACUCUCAAUUAAUAUCAUAUUACUAACUAAAAUAUGCCAUGAGAAAUUAAAAAUAGGAAAGAGAUGGAGCUAAUUGAAGUAAUUGUGUUGUUAUCUUACAUUUUAGGGGCGUUAUUUAAUUCUUGAGAACAAACAUGUACGAUUUUUCGGAAGUCUGAAGUUCACGCUAAUGUCCUUAUGGGUAAAAUAUUCAGUACAAUGCACACCCUUACCUCAUUAUCAUUACGUACAUGUACAGUUUUUUGUUAAUUGCCUUUGUUAAUAAGGAGUUUUUUAUCGUACACUGUUCCUGGUAUAAAAGAAUUUUCAGACAUUAGACAAUUGAUAAAUGUUCUGAAACUCUCAGGAACGUACAAAUGUCUUAGGUAACUCUUAAAUGCACUGUUAUAAAUUCUACUCUCAUAAUUGCUUGUCGUGAUAAAAACUUAAGACAACGAAAGUGCUCUGAAUAAUAAUUUUUAUUAUCACUACCUUAUAUCAUGUCCCCUAAAUUUUGUCAUCCCUAAGGGGUGAAACAGUGAAUCUUUUGCAUAAGUAAUCUUCCGGAUUUAUUAAUUUAAACAUCUCAAUGGAAUUUUUUAAACAUACUGGACUUAGCAAAUUAAACCAACCCAUUAUCAUCAAAUAAUAAAUGUUCAUAUUAAAAAUUCAUUCACUAUGGCAAAACGUUUUAUCAAUUUUUUAUAGUUUUGACAAUCAUUAGACAGGUAGAUUGGUCAAUGGUAUUGUAUGAAUUGAAAUCCUUUUUUAGCUUAAAAAUUGAUUAAUUUGAUGGGUUUAAACUUAAAACAGUGAUAUUAGAAUUAUGCGGUGUACAGCAUGCACUCUAGCUAUUGUAUAUAUGUAUUUAAUUUAGUAUCGCCGCAGACAGGCACAAACCAGUGAGAAUGUUAGAGAUUAUAACAUAUAUUUAUAUUUUGAAUUUUCAAUGUUUUGUUUAUUUAUACUGUAGUAAUUUACACUCGGUGUGUAAUAAUUACUGGAUAUGUAACUCAGUACAGUAAAAAGUGUCAAUUUCUGUGCACUCCACUCCAAUAUACAGCUCUACAGAGAUAUACCAUCACCUGAAUUGUAUAAUCUGUGAAACUGUAGUUUGAGCAAAUCGGGAAUUGUUUCCGCCCUUGGUAGCUGAGUCUUUGACUUUAAAAGAGAAUAGACCUUUGCACCCAUUUUUUUCGCUAAAGCUAGUUCUGUUCGGCAGCGUGUAGAUAGCGCUAAAUACACUAUUUUUUCGUUUAGAUUUGUAAUCCAUUUUAAUCUUCCAGUAAUGGCCUCACAAAUAAGAUCUAAAAUGUUGGAUUUAUUUUAUUUUAUUACAGUUUGCUCGAUAUAACAAUCACUUUUAAUCUUAAUGUAAUACAUUUAUAACCGUUGUUUCCUUCGUUUGCCGCUAGAUAGAGCGCAAGUGAAGCGUUUUAGUAGUGGCCGGUUUUUAGCAUUGGGUGCAAUGUCUGCUCUUAGACCGUUCAUAAUCAAUGGUUGAGUGGUUCACGUCUCAGCUACCGGGGAUCCGGGUUCGAAUUCCGGUUUGGGUAAGGUAUUUUCACACUACAAAUAAAAUGACAAGUCAAUCCAGUAAUUAUUAUAUGCCGAUAUAACUGACAGGUAACAAAAGGUUAAAGUGUAUUGACAACAAUACAAUUUACAGGAAGUACCUCACAAAGGACUUCCUCAUCAUCCUAUCUUGAGCUUUUUUAUAAGAGUAUGCACUUAAUCACCAUCUGGCUGUUGCUUGAUGAAUAUAUAUACAAAGUUUGCCUUUAUAUUUUUGAGCUUAUAUUUUAUUAAAUGGAAAUGGAAUCCCUAUAAUGUUUAAUGAUCCACAAAUGUAAUGUUUGCCUGUUGUUUAUAUGUGUUGGUUUGUUCAAAAGUAGUUAUAUAAAACUGUUUGAUCUAAUAAAA